Messenger RNA from Penaeus vannamei (Pacific white shrimp), 565 nucleotides. NCBI's taxonomy places the organism in Eukaryota, Metazoa, Arthropoda, Malacostraca, Decapoda, Penaeidae. The record is from RefSeq and is a predicted model, not a curated record.
GAGAGAAGAAGAAGAAAAAGAAGUCGACCCGCAGUCCGAGGAGGAAGACAGCCUGCUGAAGCGAAUGAUGAGGCAGGUGCGCGAGCAGGAAGAGAAAAUGAAAGACGUUCUUUCUGCGAUGGAAUAUUUUCGUCUGCAAGAAAUGGAGCCGCCUCGAGACCCCGAGGCGCCGGGCGCUGGCGAGCCCUCGGCCGUGGGCGGGAGGAGGAGGGUUCGGGGAGCAGCUGGCAGCGGCGACACUCCGCCAGCAGCUGCCAGGGACGGGGCGAAAGCAGCGGCAGGCGGGGGAGACAAGCCUCGGCAAGCAACUGGCAGAAAGGGCAAGGCCAGGAAGGCACCGGAGGACGACGAGCCUUUGUCAGCAGCGGGCAGGGAUGAGCGUCCGGAGGCAGCAGGCACGAGGGGAAAGGUGCGGCAAAGGGCAGACAGGAAGGCCGAGGGCGAGGUGGCAGCCGAGGGCGAGGUGGCGACGAGGGCGAGGUGGCGAGGUGUGGCAUCCGAGGAGUCACCUCAAGAAGACAGCGACGCGUCAACACUAGAAGAUGAGAGUGACGAAUCAGUGUGA